Molecule: messenger RNA, 1158 nt
Organism: Penicillium vulpinum
Lineage: Eukaryota; Fungi; Ascomycota; Eurotiomycetes; Eurotiales; Aspergillaceae
Exons: 4
Coding region: 1-1158 (385 amino acids)
Source: RefSeq, a predicted model, not a curated record
AUGGAUUCGGCCCUCCACUACCUCUCUUCCGGCUGGGAGAAACGCGCCGAAGCCUCAAUGGACGUUCCAUUGAUAUCCGAGAGGGGUCAAUCAAUAGUGAUGUGGAUCGGCGUGGCACUUUCGUUUGUUUUUAUUGUGAUUCGAACUUACGUUCAAUACCAAAAAAGCAAGAAGCUAUUCCUUAAUGAUCACUUCAUAUUCCUCGCCAUGUUCUGCCACCUAGCAACCGCUAUAGUCUACCAAAUUGCCAUACCCCCGAUGUACGAGGUCGCAUAUAUCGGGGCCAGGUUGAAGGCUCCGACGGAGGGAUUUAUGGACCGAGCAUCGGUUUUCCUCAAAUUACAAUAUGCUGCCGAUAUUCUCCUAUGGACCGCACUCUGGGCGGUCAAGUUUUCGCUUCUGUUCUUCUUCUGGAGAUUGUUUGACUCGGUGAAUUCUUCUAUGAGGAUAUUCUGGUGGAUCAUGUGUGGGAUCACUGCGUCGACAUGGAUUAUAAGUGUGGUGAUGCAGGAAUUUGCUUGUGAUCCAAUCAGCAAUUAUUUCAUACUAGGAGCAUGUACAUCCAAGAGAGAUCUAUACAUCUCAAAUCUCAUUUUCCGCUUUUCUAUCGGGGCCGACAUUGCAGGUGAUCUUUGUGUAAUGGUGAUCCCAUUUCCGCUCCUCUAUAAGUUGAACGUCGACCCUCGAAAACGCUGGAUCUUGGUUGGUUUAUUCUCACUGCCAAUUAUUCCAAUUAUAUUCGCCAUCUUACGUCUGGUUAUGACCAACCCAAAAUCACACAACGUCGAUCCGAUAAAGUUCCAACUAUUUUCUUUGCUGGAAAAUACUGCUGCCAUCGUGACUUCCUGUCUACCCGCCUUCCGUCUCUUCAUUGCCAACGCGCACAAUUCCACGGUCCACAGCGAUUCGCGACCCUCUCGAUAUUCGCGAGGCCUUCGUGGCGCAUACAAAAACUUCGGAGCCUCAUCUUCAAACAAGCAGGAGACAGGGAUCCCAUUCGAAUCCUUAAACUAUGCGUCUCAUGAUACACAUAUAAUUCACGAUGGCAGUUUAGUUGGGAAGGCACUCUCAAAGGACAGUGAUGAGGAGUCUCUCAAUCCUUACCAUCCCACACCUCCUCACGGUGUGCUUGUCACACAGGAAUAUCGUGUCACUUAA